Messenger RNA from Condylura cristata (star-nosed mole), 624 nucleotides. Its product is annotated as putative methyl-CpG-binding domain protein 3-like 3. The transcript has 2 exons. Bases 1 to 624 code for a protein of 207 amino acids. Lineage: Eukaryota; Metazoa; Chordata; Mammalia; Eulipotyphla; Talpidae. The record is from RefSeq and is a predicted model, not a curated record.
AUGGAAGAGCCUGCAUCAACCAGCUUCCCAAGGCAGCCUGUUCUGGGGAGGCUCAAAAGACCUAUGAUGUCCCAGACUUUAGAGAAGAAAAGACGAAUCCAUGUAGCCAAGACCAAACGGAGACAUCGUGAAAGGCGUACAUUUCCUAUAAGACUCACCAGCUGUAUUUUCAAGAAGCAAGUCACCAGGAUAAUUUCCCAUCCCGGCAAUGAAGUCAGGUGUGAUACAAAUGAGGAGACCCUGAAGAAGCCCCAGCAAAUCUCUGCAUAUAGGAGAUUGCAGGGACUCCAGGCCUGCAGUAGUGAAGGAGAACUUCUGAGUACUUUGGAUUUCACAAAUACCUUUAAAAAUGUUCAUGAGUUCCUGGGCAGUGGUAGUCCUGAAUCUCUAUACACCAGCCCUGAGAGCAGCACAGCACAGUCAUCAAAUUGGGUAGAGUUACUCCCAGGAGUGGGUCUCUAUCUCCCACAACCCCACUACAGUCAACCAGUAACAGCUGGAGAUAUUCGCAAACAGUCUCUGGAAGUGAAAAAAGCAAGGGAGAGACUAGCUGUGGCCUUGAGGGCAGACAGUCUUGCCAUGGAGACAGAGAGAGCCAGGAGUCAAGGAUCUUCUGAGAACUAG